GGUUUGGAAAAGCGCGCCUUACUUAAUUUUACCAGAGACCUAUACUAUAUACUAUAUAGGUCUCUGAUUUUACCUAGGGAAAAAUUGUGUUGACAAGGAAAUGAAGUGGUACAGAUGCCAGCCUGCUCCUAUGAUCUAACUAAUCAGGGAUGGCAGAAGCCAGCAGUGGUGGUUCCAGUGUUGUCACUAAAAAUGGAUUCAAAUUCAAGAGAACUGGCAAAGAAAAUAAAACUGGGUCCAGUCUGGAUGUCCAUACUCGGAUGCAAAAUGAGCAGUCUCCAUACUCCAGUCUCUCCACCCCAGUAACAAAUACAAAAUCUUCAACGACAGUCAUUUCUGCAACAAAGACCAAUGUCAAACCCUCAAGCACAUCUACUCCUGUACAGCCAAUCUGUGUGGAUGAGUUUGAGGAUGAUAAUGACUGGCUUACUACACGACCUUUUCCUAACACCGUCAAAACUACAUCUAAAUUUGUUCCCAAAACAUCCAAGUUGGCUGGGAAGCAGAUGUCAAUCACUGCAUUCACUGGUAAUGAUGUCAAACUUUCAAAACCUGUUGCCACUGUAGCUCCACACAGUGUGCCUGGACAGACAGAAGAAUCAAAAUCAAAAUCUGAUAAGUUGUCAGUCAAAAGUGGCAUGAGUAAGGUUCCAGGGCGACUUCUGUACACAGAGAAUAAAACUGGAAAGCGGACAGAUGAAGAUGAUGAUGGAGAUGACGAUGACCUCUUUGGUCCCUCGUUUGCUGAGCCAAGAUCUCCAAAAGAGUUGAAUGUGUCACACAACACUUUAGAUUCAUCAGAAUCUGGCACAUCCAAUACACAUAGGAAAUACACUAAACCUGUUGUUUCUAAUGCAAGUAGAAGUAUCCUUUCAACUGGUGACAACGAUGAUUUAUCAGACUUCUCGUCAGUUUCUCCAAUCAUAAAACCAAAAACUUUUUUGUCCCUGAAGCGAAGUAAGCCUUUCAGUGGUAAAAAUGAUCAAAAUGGCAGUGCCCAAUCCAAGGGAAAUAGGACAACUCAGGAGACAGAUAUUACAGAUGGAAAUGAAGACGGGCAGAUUCAACGACAGAAACGAAGACGAACAGAGACAUUUCCAGCGAACGAUGACGAGAAUCCAAACUGUUCAUCCUCUGUAGUUCUAAGCACAUCAAACAGGUCUUCAGGUGACAUAUCCCAACCACCAGGCUUCUGUAUAUCAGGUGGCCUUAGACUAGGUGGUAAUGAUGAGGAUAAACCUGACCCUUUACUACACCCACUACUGAAGAAACCAGCAGCACAGCUGAAUCAUGAGGAUGUUGUGGAGCUAAGAACUGUGUUACUGCAUAUCAUGGAUGAGAUCUGUGACAUCAUCUGUAAAGUCAGCACAGAUGAUCUAAUGGUCAUUGCUUGGCAGAACUAUGAGCGACUACAGAAACUUCUUACAUUCAGGAAGAGCAUUAAAAACAAGGCUGAUUGUUUCUCCUCUUCUGUUGAGAGUACAUCUGUCAAACAAAAGUGUAUGGCCAGGGCCCCUUCCCUGUCAAUCUGUUCCUCUCGGCCACUACCACAAGAAAACUUGUCCCCAACUAGCACCUCUACACCUCUCCGGGUCCAGAGGAUGGAUUCUACAACUCCAGGGGAUGAGGCUAAUCAACCCACUGACAAGAGUUUUAAAAGAAUGUCAAACGGUUCUGUGAGCGCUUUUAGCUCUCCUAUACCUUGUGGAGAAAGUUUUUUUGAGGAUGAUGCUAAACUUACCCAGUCUCAUGCAAACUUUAUGGCUAACUUUAAUCGCAAGUCGCCAGGUUCGGUGUCCACAUUCAGUAGAAGUACCUCAGUGGCUCCCUCUCCACCUGUCAUGAGUCUGAGUAAGAGUCUAGGGAACCGAUCCAGUCCUGUAGACUCCAGCUUCUCAACGGUGAUGGAAGAACAAGGAUCCACAACCAACUUCAACUUUAAUUUCAAGAUAGCACAGAAUGAGGGACCUAGUUCAGUAAGGAGAUCGGAUCACAAUGGAACCUCCUCAACAGCUCAGCAGUCUGGUCAUAACGACAUGUUUAUUGAUAUUGAUGACUUUGAAUUUGAUGAUGAUGAUGAAAAUGGAGAAUCUGAUAUGCCCUCUCUUAACCAUACCCCCAGACGUAACCUACAGACAGGGGCUGGUAAUGGUGCUAAAAGUGAAAACAGGAGUUUCCAGUCUUCCAGUUACCCAGUUACCAGACCAAGUAGCUGUCAAAAGCAGCCUGAGGAUCCCAACAAACAAUUUGAUGGAUAUGGAUUUUCCCACAGCAAGGAUAUGAUGAAAGCAUUCACAUCUGUGUUUGGCCUGCAUAACUUCCGACACCAUCAGCUGCAGGCCAUCAAUGCUUCUCUGUUAGGCAACGAUUGCUUCAUCCUUAUGCCUACAGGUGGUGGAAAGAGUCUUUGUUACCAGCUGCCAGCACUUGUGUCUGGAGGCGUGUCCAUUGUGGUGUCCCCUCUCCGAGCUCUCAUUCAGGAUCAGGUACAGAGAUUGAAUGCAAUGAUGAUUCCAGCCGCACAGUUAUCUUCUGAUCAAAAUAAAACACAGGCCGACUUCAUUUACACUAAACUGUCAUACCGGAAACCAGAAAUUACCCUCCUGUACGUCACCCCAGAAAAGAUAUCGGCCAGUGACAAGCUGAACAACUGUUUAGACAACCUGUACCGCAGGAAGAUCUUGUCCCGAUUUGUCAUUGACGAGGCUCAUUGUGUCAGUCAGUGGGGCCAUGAUUUCCGACCGGAUUAUAAGAAACUGAACAUCUUGCGUGAACGAUACCCUGAGGUUCCAAUGAUGGCACUGACAGCAACUGCCACUCCAAGGGUCAGGAAAGACAUUCUUCAUCAGCUGAAGAUGAAUGAUACUAAAUGGUUUGUGCAAAGUUUCAAUCGACCAAAUCUUCGACUGUCAGUGGAACCUAAGAAACCCUCAACAUUGACAGCUGAUAUCAUUAAAUUGAUCAAGGAGAGGUUCUCAGGAAAGUGUGGCAUUGUGUACUGUCUGUCGAGAAAAGAAUGUGACAGUACAGCUCAAGACCUUAGUAAGGUCGGUAUUCAGGCUGUUUCCUACCACGCUGGCCUCGGGGAUGGUGAGAGAAUCAGCAUACAAGAAAAGUGGCUCAACGGUACCAUAUGUAAGGUGAUUUGUGCCACUAUAGCGUUUGGUAUGGGAAUAGACAAGGCAGAUGUCCGCUUUGUGAUUCACUACUCACUGCCUAAGUCUAUGGAGGGGUACUACCAGGAGGCUGGGCGGGCUGGCAGAGACGGACAACUGGCCUAUUGUCUCCUGUACUAUACCUAUCAGGAUGUGAAACGUCUACGGCGCAUGUUAGAAUUGGACCAGAAUGCAACUUAUGAUUCAAAGAAAGUACACAUUGAUAAUCUGUUUCGAAUGGUACAGUACUGUGAGAAUGUGACUGACUGUCGUCGGGCCCAGCUUCUGAAUUACCUGGGAGAGCACAACUUUGACAGAAGUGGAUGUGGCAGCUUCAGAGGGUCGAUGUGUGACAAUUGUGCCUCGAAGGACAUAUUCCAGCUCCGAAAUGUUACUGAUGAUGUCAAGGAGAUUAUCAAAUGUGUGAGAUCUAUCACCAGCUCUGGGGGAAGGCGUGGCUCAGACUUCACACUUCUUCACUUUGUGGAGAUCUACAGAGGUUCAAGCAACAGUAAAAUCAAAGAAUUCAGCCAUGACAGGUUGCCUCUUCAUGGGCGAGGCAAAAGCUACAGUCGCCACGAUGCUGAGAGGCUGCUGCGUAAGUUAGUGAUAGAAGGGAUUCUGAUGGAGGACCUACAGAUAACAGCCAUGGAUCACACAGCCUGCUACAUCAAGAUAGGACGGGCUGCCAAUGACGUCAUGAUGGGAAACAAGAAGAUAGAGUUACAGGUCCAGGGUAACCGGUCAAGGAGUGAAGCCACAAAGAUCGGUCGGGAUACAGUGUCCAAGCGUGACCAACUUGUUGAGGAGUGUUACACAAAACUACUGGAACUCGCAAAGGAAAUUGCCCAAGAGCAUGGCUUCAAAAAUGUGGACCGAUUAUUCCCCUUGGCUAUGCUGCGCCAGUUGGCAGAAGAAACUCCUCUUACUGUUGAUGAAAUGACAAGUAAAAUAGACAAUUUGACGGCAUAUAAGGUGACCACGUACGGGGCUCAUCGCUUCUUGGAUAUCACCACUACCUACUGUGUCCUAAUGUCCUCUGCAGCUGAGAGUGAGACAGCCCAAUCUGGAGCCAACAACACUUCCACUGGACCUGACCCAGACUGGGAGUCGCCGUAUUUUGGGGAGGAAGAAACCAGUUCUGUUGGAUUCAAGAAGAGAGGGAGAGGCAGAGGAAGGGGAGGCUUCAAGAAGAAAUUUGGAGGCAAAAAGAAAAGAGGAUCAGGAAAGGCAACUGGGAACAAGAGUUACGGGAAUUCUGAGAACAGAGGAGGAUUCAGUCAGUACAGCUAUCCGAAUACAUCAGGAUCAUCCAAGCUUGCAAGGGGAGGUAAAUCUGGUGGACAGGGUUCCCGCGGGAGAGGAAACACACUGGGCUUUCUGCCUGUACCCACACCCAAGCAGCGCUCCUUCCUUGGUGGAUCUGGAGGGAUCCUACUUUGGAUGACACUUGUGUACCUCCAAAGGAAAGCAUUAUUAGAGUUAUGAUAUCCUUAAAGGACCUCUUCGCUUGUUUCUACAAUACUUUUUAUGAAAGAAAUAUCCAACAUUGAAAGGAUUUCCUUGAAUUAUGGAACAUUGUGAACUGAGGCCUGCAUUCAUAUUGAAGAAACAUUCUGUAGCUGCGGUUCUUAUUUUAAAGUCAAGAAUUGUUCCUGUCAAAGCCACUGUGUUUAGGAAAAUAUGUUCGUUGUUGUGUAGUUGUGUAAGUUAUUAUAAAUAGGUCGGAAUGUGAGUGCAUAUAUGUAUGUUUCAAUGGUUUUAUUUAGAUAAUUGGCUUGGAGAACCAAGUUUUUUGGUGUUAAUUUAGAAUUUUGAGUUGAAUUAACCACUGUAUCCUUUUCUUAAUAGACAUUUGUAGCGUUGAAAAGUUCUGGUAAACUUAACUCCUAAUGAAAUGUGAAGAAUAGAUAGUACAUGGGCAAUGUGAUAUAUGCUUGUGUGUUUAGAAGUAGAUAUCAAUUAUACUACCUCAGUUUCACAACUAGGUUACUUCUAUGAUUCACAUUUUUCACGUUAUGUGCUACUGAAUUAAAUGUUAUAAAUUGAUUAAAUACAUAUACAUAAUUCAA
This is a messenger RNA of Pecten maximus, 5227 nucleotides long. Its product is annotated as Bloom syndrome protein homolog. NCBI's taxonomy places the organism in Eukaryota, Metazoa, Mollusca, Bivalvia, Pectinida, Pectinidae. The record is from RefSeq and is a predicted model, not a curated record. Gene Ontology annotation, biological process: DNA replication; double-strand break repair via homologous recombination. The coding region runs from base 150 to 4643 and encodes 1497 amino acids. Gene Ontology annotation, cellular component: nucleus; cytoplasm; chromosome. The transcript has 28 exons. Gene Ontology annotation, molecular function: 3'-5' DNA helicase activity; nucleic acid binding; ATP binding.